Pteronotus mesoamericanus is the source of this 309-nucleotide messenger RNA. RefSeq names its product C-C motif chemokine ligand 17 (gene CCL17). Gene Ontology annotation, biological process: immune response. The record is from RefSeq and is a predicted model, not a curated record. Gene Ontology annotation, molecular function: chemokine activity. NCBI's taxonomy places the organism in Eukaryota, Metazoa, Chordata, Mammalia, Chiroptera, Mormoopidae. Bases 1 to 309 code for a protein of 102 amino acids. Gene Ontology annotation, cellular component: extracellular region. The transcript has 3 exons.
AUGACCCCGUUGAAGAUGCUGCUCCUUGUCACCCUCCUCCUGGGAGCUUCUCUGCAGGAUGCCCGUGCGGCUCGGGGGACCAACGUGGGCAGGGAGUGCUGCCUGGAGUACUUCAAUGGAGCCAUCCCGGUCGGUAGGGUGGUGUCGUGGUACCAGACCUCAGACGAGUGUCCGAAGAAUGCCGUGGUGUUUGUGACCACCCAGGGCAAGUCCAUCUGUAUGAACCCCCAGGACCCAUGGGUAAAGAAGGCAGUCAAACACUUGAGAAAACGCACAAAGUCACGUAACCGCAGGGCCCUGGAGUCCUGA